AUGUCUAAGGAACCGCACCCGGAUUCUGACGCCCUACUCAAAACUUGUACGGCCAUUACAACUCGUACCGGCCAACCCGAAAGAUGCUCAAGCAGAUUUUCAUAUAAGCCAGGUGACGAGAAAGAUGACCCAAUAUGUUAUCGAUGCAGGGGAAAUUCAGCGUCCAUGAGGGAAUAUGCUAGUAGGCAGACAGGUAAACAAACUUCUCUUUUGAAGGACUGGUUCUGGUUCCAGGCGAACAGACCAAAGAAUAAGCGAUGGACUCCAUUCUGCCGGGAGAAACGAAAUGAGAGGAUCACUCAGAGCACCGGAACUAACAAUCGAGAUCACUCAACCGAUCAAGAAAGACAACCAGGGAUAACAGAGACAGAUAAUUCACAAUUUGAUCAAGCGAUGGUCUGUGCCUCGUCAGCGUCGGGAAACGAAUGGUAUGAGGACUUGCCGGAGAAUCCAGAGGAUUUCGCCAGCCUGGUUGACGCAGCAGCUCAGAUGACCGAAACAACUAAUUUCUAG
Kwoniella botswanensis is the source of this 513-nucleotide messenger RNA. RefSeq lists its product as uncharacterized. The record is from RefSeq and is a predicted model, not a curated record. NCBI's taxonomy places the organism in Eukaryota, Fungi, Basidiomycota, Tremellomycetes, Tremellales, Cryptococcaceae. The transcript is spliced from 2 exons. Bases 1 to 513 code for a protein of 170 amino acids.